AUGUUUCAAAGUGGCAGCAGCGCGAGGCCGAAGCUAGAGCCUGCAGCAGCUGGCUCAUAUCAGCCGGCACAGAUCUCGCGGGAAAAGUACGAAAAGAUUGUUCAGGGCAGAAAUCGCUUCUUCUUGACUGCCAUCGGCAGUGUCGCGCUUUUCUUGGGCAUUAGCUCUCUUCCUCAGUUUCUCAUCUAUCGAUGUGCGCGCCAGCUGUACCGAAAGUACUGUCACGGUAAGGUACUCGACCUUUCUCCGAAGCUGUAUGACGAAAAGGACGUAGCGUUGUACGAGAUGUCCAAGGCCGUUUGUGUUGAGUUUCUAAUCGAGGAAAGGGUUGUAGACGAUGGUCACUACCGCUCAAGUGAGGCGCUGCCAGAGGAGGAGCAGGAGAAACGGCGGCGCGCCAUGACGCUUGAUUUUAUGAUUCGUAACGACCAUAACUGGGUUGGCAGUACGGUGAAUUUCGCUACCGUUCUACGUGCAGACACACAGCUCUCUGGCUUUCAGAAGUACGACUGCGUGCUUCUUCGUGACGAGCUCCUCAACCUGAACGAAACCAAGGCCCGCAAUCUCUUUGAUUCUGCAGUGCAGUACGUGAAGGAGGACGGACUGUUUCUUGUUAUGGAUGUCGGAAAGGCAACGUAUCCGCGGCUGAACAAGCUGGCUCGCUGGUUUAACAAUGCUACAAACAGUAAUAUGUGUUUUGUGCACGACUAUCACGGGUGGAUUAGUGAGAGUAUGCUGUACGAUGUCAAGGAGGAACAGAGAUGCCUUUUCGGUUUCUACUACGCCCUUGUUCUUCAGCCGCGGAAGGCCUCGCCGCCGAUGCCACCGAAGACGGCAGCGCCCGUGACAGAGGCAUUCGAGGGACAACCACUGUCUCAUCGAAACAGUGCAUCAUAG
This is a messenger RNA of Leishmania braziliensis MHOM/BR/75/M2904, 897 nucleotides long. RefSeq lists its product as hypothetical. The transcript has a single exon. The coding region runs from base 1 to 897 and encodes 298 amino acids. The record is from RefSeq and is a predicted model, not a curated record. Lineage: Eukaryota; Euglenozoa; Kinetoplastea; Trypanosomatida; Trypanosomatidae.